Molecule: messenger RNA, 1741 nt
Organism: Amoebophrya sp. A120
Lineage: Eukaryota; Dinophyceae; Syndiniales; Amoebophryaceae
Source: the annotation of a GenBank genome assembly
AUGUUUGCGGGUUUGCUGGUCGGGCUUCUCAACUUCAACCAGGCCAUGGGUGGGAUUCUCUAUUCCGGCCAGAUCUGCGCCAUGCAGUCCAACUUGGUGUUCUCCGGAUUGUUCUUGGACGCCAUGUCGCACUGUCACGUGCAGUACGUGAGGGCGGUCAGGACGCAGCUCAUGCGGCAAAUCGACGCAGUGGAGAAAAUGAUCAUGAAUCUGCGCGACGUCGUCGUCAAACAACGAAGCGACUCGAAGGACCGUCGGGGCAACUUGGGUCGUGGAUCGAAUCCGGAACGAAUAGCAUCCGGAGCAAAUCGAAGUUCCUCUACAACUACAGCCGAGAUGCAGCACAUCCAUCCAACAUCAAGCAACAAUGGAGAGCAGCACAUUAAACUCGAGGUUGUUCAGAACUCGAACUACUACGAGGAUCUUGAUCGUUUUCAUGACACUGGUGGCACAGAACAUCAAAUUGAUACCAUCGAGUCUUCCAUUUCGCACAUUGCGAUUGACCUGCGGAAUUUUGACCGCACCCACCAGCAACUGUUCACCCGAACGCGGCAGAUCACAGGCAGCACCAUGGCUAUGCUUCUCCUGGUGCUGCUUUACGGUGCGAUCGGCUCCCUCAUGUUGUCGAUUUGGCUCUACAACACCCUGCCGUCACAGGCGGCUUUUUUCCUCUUCGUCUUCUACCUGCUCAUGUCCUCCCUGGCGUCCCUCGGCGAUGAGUACGAGCUUUUUGUUUCGCAAUUGAGACAUCGCGCCAUGGCCACCUUCAGACCCGAGUUCUUCGCGGCUACGUCGGGUGGGAGCAAUGCUUUCGGAAGUGACUUCGGGGGUGAUAGCAGUAUGAAGAACCGGCUCCGGUUUAGGGGACGAACCAGUGUAAAUCAACAAAAAACCCACUUGACCAGAUCUGGUUUUCCUCAAAAAACCACAUCUUCUUCUGCCACGGAAGUCUUGCCGGGCGAGAAUAGAGGCACAGGAACAGAUCAUGUCCCACAUCAAACACAUCAGAACGCCGUGGAUUCAUCGCGCAUCGGAAAUGAUGACGGUAGUACAGGGUUACAUGCGAAAGUUUCGUCCGGGCAACACGACCAUGGUACGUCAACUGCAAGAGGUUCUUUCUACGGGGAGAUGGGAGUAGAAGAUGAACGCGAUGACGUGUUUGGUCCGACAAACACUUCCACCGGAACAGCAACGCGCGAUCCACUGCAGGAGUUGCACUUGUUGCUUGACCACGGUUGCGUCUACUAUGGCGAUUAUCGUGUGUCGAAGAAGCAUUGUUGGUGCCUCCUCGGCAACGUGUUAACCGCGGACCUAGUGCGAAAGUCUUUAGCGUUUGUGCUUCUGAGUGGAGCCUUCGCCGUGAUCCCCAUGCUGGUGGAAAGUGGGCUGGAGUGAGCCGCUCAUCCUCGCAUGAUUUCUGAGAAUUGUCGGCGUGAUACCAGUUCUUGCAACACCAGCAAACGACCAAAGAGUACAAUUGAGUCCGAUUCCCACCUUCAGCGAGAUUCAAAGCGAAUCGGGAUCGAUUCGCAAGUCUAUUGACAAAGCACAGUGAUACCGAUGUUGGCAAUUACGAAACAAAGUAUCGCCCUCUGUUCCUCGUGUCCGCGCCAUCUAUUGUCGGUUGGUAGCCUGACGAUAUUCGUUUCUGUUAUAUCAACAUAAUCACAGUGCUGAUGUAUCAACAGUAACACACGCCGCCUCCUCAGUAACAGCCUCGGUUUGAUAUAUGAAUAUUUCG